GGUCACUUCAGGGGAACUGGGCCUCGGCCCGGGAAGUUGGGGCGCGCUCUGCAUCCCAGCGGCGUCCCCAGCUGCCAGCUCCCAGCCCCGCCCGCAGCGGUCUUCCCGCACGGACCCGGGCGACUGCGCUCCGUUUCUGGGAACAGGCUCCGAUCCGAUCGGGGCGUCCGCUGGCUGGCUGCUCCCUGCUCCCCUCCGCACCCCACUCUCCAACCCUCCCCCUGGGUCAGCCCGGAACCGCCCCUCUACGGGGAGCUGCGCACUUGGCGGCACUUGGACCCCUCGGCAGCCAGCAGGUGCCGCGCUCCCGCCCAGCCCAGCCCCGUCCCCGUGGCCACCCCUGCGCGCUGCUCUCUCCGCGUUUCUGGGGGUUCCCGUGUUACCCCUGCUCCCCGGGCGGAAGCACCAGUCCCAGCUUCUUGGAAGGCGAGAAGGGAGAAGCCAGAUCUAGCUAAGGCAUCCAGACCUCUUUUGAGCGGAGAUGAAUGUUUCUGCCAGGAUUAUGUAACUGGAGGAUCCAGGUCUGAGCAGACAACCAUGGGAGCCAAUACUUCAAGCAAACCCCCAGUUUUUGAUGAAAAUGAGGAUGUCAACUUUGACCACUUUGAAAUUCUGCGAGCCAUUGGGAAAGGCAGUUUUGGGAAGGUCUGCAUCGUUCAGAAGAACGAUACCAAGAAGAUGUAUGCAAUGAAGUACAUGAACAAACAGAAGUGUGUCGAGCGCAACGAAGUGAGAAAUGUCUUCAAGGAACUGCAGAUCAUGCAGGGUCUGGAGCACCCUUUCCUAGUUAAUUUGUGGUACUCCUUCCAAGAUGAGGAAGACAUGUUCAUGGUGGUAGACCUCCUGCUGGGUGGGGACCUACGGUAUCACCUACAGCAGAACGUCCGUUUUCAGGAAGACACUGUGAAGCUCUUCAUCUGUGAGCUGGCCAUGGCCCUGGACUACCUGCAGAGCCAGCGCAUCAUUCACAGGGAUAUGAAGCCUGACAAUAUUUUGCUUGAUGAACAUGGGCACGUGCACAUCACGGACUUCAACAUCGCCGCCAUGCUGCCCAGGGAGUCGCAGAUCACCACCAUGGCUGGCACCAAGCCUUACAUGGCACCCGAGAUGUUCAGCUCGAGGAGAGAAGCCGGCUAUUCCUUUGCUGUGGACUGGUGGUCCCUGGGAGUGACAGCCUACGAGCUUCUGAGAGGCCGGAAAAGCAUUUUGCAGUCACGGUACAAAAGUCUAAUGCAGACACACUUCCCCAAGAGACCGUAUCAUAUUCGCUCCAGUACGUCCAGCAAGGAAAUUGCACACAUGUUUGAGACGGCUAUUGUGCCUUACCCUUCUGCCUGGUCACCGGAAAUGGUGUCACUUCUUAGAAAGCUACUUGAACCUAAUCCAGACCAACGGUUUUCUCACUUGUCUGACCUUCAGAACUUCCCAUAUAUGAGUGAUGUGAACUGGGAUGCGGUUUUACAGAAGAGGCUCAUUCCAGGUUUCAUUCCUAACAAAGGCAGGCUGAAUUGCGACCCCACCUUUGAACUUGAAGAAAUGAUUUUGGAGUCCAAACCUCUUCAUAAGAAAAAGAAGCGUCUGGCAAAGAAGGAGAAGGAGAUGAGGAAAUGUGAUUCCUCUCAGAUGUGCCUUCUGCAAGAGCACCUUGAAUCUGUGCAAAAGGAAUUCAUCAUUUUCAACAGGGAAAAAGUAAAAAGGGACUUUAAUAAAAGGCAAGCAAAUCUAGCCUUCGAACAGACCAAAGACCCACAAGAAGAGAACAGCCAGAAUAACAACCUGUGAGUCGUCAACAUCUUCUUCUUGGGACAUUUCCUGCCACUCGGGCCAGCAAGUUCUGACUUCCACAGCAGGAUGAGCCGACGUAGUUCCCUCCGCACACCUCACACACCUUAGAAAACGUGAAUGCCUACUUUUGAGGGAGGCAGCACGAGACAAUGAAGAGCUCCCUGGGCUCCUGGGAACUGGUUACACCACUAACAAACCAUGUGACCAUGAGCAAGUCACUUAACCACUUCCUCUGCUUCAGUUUAUUCUUCUAAAAUGAGAGGGCUCUACUAGAUGAGCUCUCCCCUGCCUUUUUAUUGAAACCACUGUUGUCCUACACAGCUUUUAUUCUUAUUUCUAAAGGACUAUUUGGAUGUAGAUUUAUUUUUCCACUCCUAGUUACACUGUGACAGAUGGGCAAAUGAACAUAGGUGGGUGAUUGAGUGAGGUGUUUGGGGGCUGACUGAGUGAGGCUCUUCAGAGCUAGGAAACUUCAUAAAGAGGUCGCAAUCCCCCAGCCUGAUUGAAUAGGAAUAAGGAAUCCAAUCAGGAAGAAAUGAGUGGGACUGAAUUAAAGUGAAACAGACUUACCUGGGCCUCCCAGUGCUAUGCCAAAGUCACACACCACAUCAGCUUAUCCCAGCUAGCAAGAGCCUGCUGUGCACAUCUGUCCCAACACCCUGUACAGUGACAUGAAGUUGGGGAGUUGAAAUUGGUGAUGAUGAGGCAUUUACACCAUGGAAAUUGGCCAAUGUUGUCCUAACCGGUUUGGCUCAGUGGAGAGAGUGUUGGCCUGCAGACUCAAGGGUCCCAGGUUCGAUUCC
Messenger RNA from Myotis myotis, 2588 nucleotides. RefSeq names its product serine/threonine kinase 32A (gene STK32A). Gene Ontology annotation, biological process: protein phosphorylation; regulation of signal transduction; G protein-coupled receptor signaling pathway. The transcript has 14 exons. Gene Ontology annotation, molecular function: G protein-coupled receptor kinase activity; ATP binding; G protein-coupled receptor binding. Lineage: Eukaryota; Metazoa; Chordata; Mammalia; Chiroptera; Vespertilionidae. The coding region runs from base 538 to 1782 and encodes 414 amino acids. The record is from RefSeq and is a predicted model, not a curated record.